Messenger RNA from Glycine soja, 1242 nucleotides. Its product is annotated as protein MAIN-LIKE 1-like. Bases 1 to 1242 code for a protein of 413 amino acids. NCBI's taxonomy places the organism in Eukaryota, Viridiplantae, Streptophyta, Magnoliopsida, Fabales, Fabaceae. Gene Ontology annotation, biological process: meristem maintenance; meristem development. The record is from RefSeq and is a predicted model, not a curated record. The transcript is spliced from 5 exons.
AUGACUGCGGAUGCACGUGAUUUGGCUGAGGACGUUGCUGACAUGACUGACGAUGUCCCUGAUCUGGCUGAGGAGGCACCUGAGAUGCGUGCAGACGUACAGGGUGCUGAUGGUGCUGAGGGGUCAGAUGUUGAUGGUGCUGAGGGGUCAGAUGUUGAUGAUGCUGAGGGAUUCCUUGGUGGGCUACGUGACCUUUCAGUGAUGACAUCAUUUGCGGACCAUGUUGCACACGCUGUUUGGAGUGGACAGGUGACAUUGAUUAGGAGGCCAGUGCCUGAGAUUGAAGGACUGGUUGCUGCCACAGGAUUAAGUCCACUGAUCGAUUGUUCAGUUGUUACUGGCGAUCCUGAACUGAUAUCCGCAUUUAUGGAGAGGUGGCACAUGGAGACCAGCACCUUCCACCUUCCGGUAGGAGAGUUGACGAUGACAUUGGAUGAUGUGUCGUCACUCCUUCAUUUGCCUAUCACUGGCGCGUUGCACAGUUUUCAUGCUCUUUCUACGGAGGAGGAGAGAUUUUUGCUGACAGAGUUGCUUGAGGUGUCUGCCGAGGAGGCUAGAGCCGAGACAACACUGACACGUGGGGCAUAUGUACGACUAGGAUGGGUUCGAGACAUUUAUGAGAUGAGAUGUCAGGCCCGAUGGUGGAUUGUAGUAGCUCGUGCUUAUCUGCUGCACCUGAGUGGUGGUUAUGCUUGGGGAGUUGCCACGCUGGUUCAUAUGUAUGACCAGUUAGAUGAGGCUUCUAGGACCACCACACAACAGCUUGCGGGGUACUUGACUCUAUUACAUUGUGUGACAGAUGAUACAUACCAGGAGACGUCCUCACGAGCUUCCCGGUGGUUGACAUCGAAGGCGCACAUGAAGGGAAUCACAAGAGCACCUUACAGGGCACAUUGUGAUGCUUUGACCGUCAUAGAUGUAUCCUGGUUGCCGUACACGGAGCAUCGGGGGGUUAGGACCUUUGAGUUGAUUUCAUCAUUCCAGGGUCAGCUGAAAUGGGGUCCUAUGGUGGUCACAGCUCGACCGGAGAGGGUGGUACGACAAUUUGGUUACAUCCAGAGCAUCCCUCCGCCGCCUGUUAAUGCUCGAUUGUCACACAAUGAUAUAGAUGGCAGGUGGAUGCAUUUUGCAGAGCACGCAGGUGAUCAGCCGAGAGAUGCACUAGCUGCAGACCCUGAGGAGUAUAUACAGCCGCCCAGCCCCCAGGUUCUAGUGGCAUUUGACCCCCUCCACAUGUGGUAA